AUGAAGCUAUCAACAAGCGCCAGGCAAAAGUCUUACCAGCAUCGCAAGCAGGUCAUACAGCAGUCUGCUUCUGGACACUUCAGACCUCAGUGUUGCCUUGCACCUCUCCAGGAUACCCAUCCGAUCAUGGAAAGAUUUAGUUGCGGAAUCACCGAUGAGAAGGAGGUGUUCAAUGACAAAUACGGUCCCGUGGGCCGUUACCAGGCAGACGACGAAGACGCCAGUCCAGAAGAAGGAUUCUUCCCCAAGAAAGCAUCCGACGUCGUCAACGCACCACACCUGAGCAACGCAAAGAAAUACCUUAUGUUCAAACUGAAGGAACCAAACCCGAAACACUCGCUAUUAAUGGCUCCUACACCCCGAGUUGAGAUAUUCAUUCACCGUCGUGACCUCCGACGGACAAUAUGA
Molecule: messenger RNA, 408 nt
Organism: Fusarium subglutinans
Lineage: Eukaryota; Fungi; Ascomycota; Sordariomycetes; Hypocreales; Nectriaceae
Exons: 3
Coding region: 1-408 (135 amino acids)
Source: RefSeq, a predicted model, not a curated record